AUGCGAUUCUUGAGGAACAACUUUCUGUACUCUGCCUUACUCGCCGCGGCACUUCUCAGCACUGCUCGCGAAUUCAUAGUCCAAGAUGAAGGCGGCUUCGCACAAGUUUGUGACAGCGACGAUCUGCUGUUCAGCGCGCAAAGUGCAGAAAUCGGGCGAUACAGUACUUCUACGUUGUCUGGGGGCGAAAACCUCCACCUGAACCACAUUUCUUCGACGAACGACUUCGUGACUGUGUCGAGUGCCCGUUUCCCGAAUCACAGCGUCCGUAUCAAGAAGACUGACUUCUGCGAUCCCACCGUAAAUGUAUAUACAGGAUACUUGGAUGUUGAUGCCGGAGCCAAGCAUAUGUUCUUCUAUUUCUUCGAAAGUAGGAGGAACCCAGCCGAAGACGAUGUUAUGAUGUGGAUCAACGGAGGUCCUGGGUGUUCGUCUGCGAUGGGGCUCCUCAUGGAACUAGGACCAUGUAGCAUUGACAUGGAGGAUCACUCCCCGAACGGCACGAUCUACAACCCGUACUCUUGGAACGAAGUUGCCAACAUCUUCUUCCUCGACCAGCCAGUCGGUGUAGGUUUUUCCUACGCAGACUUUGGAGAAACCGUCGAGACAACCGAGGAAGCCGCGAAGAAUGUCCACGCCUUUAUAUCUAUCUUCUUUGAAACAUUCAAACAAUUCCAAGGCCGACCGCUUCAUCUCUCGGGAGAAAGUUACGGGGGUCGGUAUCUCCCCGUCUUCGCCAGCGAGAUACAUGAUCAAAACGCGAUUGCGGUCAAGGAGGGGCGUUCCACCAUCAACCUUCAAAGUGUGAUCAUUGGGAACGGGAUCACGGAUAUAUCAACCCUAUACGCCGGCCGAUUCGAGAUCGAAUGUGGUGUGUCCGCAUUGGAGACGCCAUUCCAAUCUAUCAAUGCCUGCGUACGGAUGAAGAUGGCACUCCCCAGGUGCCAACAAAUGAUGCAAGCUAAUUGCAUUGAUAGCUUCGACAGUAUAGACUGCCAAGCCACCGUCAAUUUUUGUGAUAAUGAACUAUCAGCCAAUAUGUGGGCAAGCGGCCGAAAUGUCUAUGAUAUCUCCAAGCCAUGCGUGGGUGACCUCUGCUAUUUGGAGAAUACAGCCAUCAUGGACUACAUGAACCUCAAUACGACGCGCAAACUCCUUGGAGCUGAGACUCCGGGGGAAUUUUCGUCAUGUUCAUCAGCCGUCAGCGCUGGCUUCGCUGCACACAUGGACAAAUGGCGUUCACCCACCCAAGUCUACGUCGCCCAAUUGUUGGAAAGGGGCAUACGGGUGCUCAUCUACGCAGGGACCUAUGACUGGCAGUGCAACUGGGUAGCCAAUAAGCUCUGGCUGGAAAAAUUAGAGUGGAGUGGCAAACGCGACUACAACCUCGCGCAAUUCUCCGACUGGACCGUCGAUGGCAACAAGGUAGGGGAACUCAAGCACGCUGGGCUACUGAGUUUCGCUACUAUCAGAGGCGCAGGACAUAUGAUGAGUCUACGCGAUUUUGAUGGCAUUGCGCAAGAGCCUGAUGGGAUCCGUUCUUUCGUUUUUAGGUCCCUCAUGAUAAGCCGAAAGAGGCACUCGCUAUGUUGGAGAGGUGGUUGGCCAAUCAGCUACUGUGAUCUGAUGGAGGAUGUGCUUGAUCAAAUUUCGCGGCAGGAAAAUAUGGAACACAGGCAUCACGAUAGGUCCCAGUUCACGACCGUUGCUGAAUUUAUUUCCUACCCAAGCGUAGGCGUGCUCGGUUACCGUACUUCUAUGAAAGUCGACCACGGAGUAAGAAAGCCCGGGUGGACACCAUCACUGUACCUCCCUUUCAAGCCCUUUCCUCUCCCUUUUCCCUCUUCGUUCUUCUUUGGGUCGCCCGGCAGCACCCCCAUUCCUUGCGAUCUGCACUUGAUUCUUCACACUCUUUGA
Molecule: messenger RNA, 1917 nt
Organism: Pleurotus ostreatus (oyster mushroom)
Lineage: Eukaryota; Fungi; Basidiomycota; Agaricomycetes; Agaricales; Pleurotaceae
Exons: 13
Coding region: 1-1917 (638 amino acids)
Biological process (GO): proteolysis
Cellular component (GO): fungal-type vacuole
Molecular function (GO): serine-type carboxypeptidase activity
Source: RefSeq, a predicted model, not a curated record